AUGGGGCGGGGAGGGGGCCGGGCGCCCCUCGCGCGGAGCGGGGCUCCCUCGCCGACUCAAAGUGCCAUGGACCCAGCCGCCCGGGCUCACGUGCCCACGUCCCCGGAAGGCAGCGGCGGCGGAGACCCUCCCCCGCGGCGGGCUCGGAUGGAAGGGAGUCCCCCAGCCUCCCCCAGUGGCUUAGCCUCCUCGCUGUCACCCAGCCAGUCCUCUCUACUCGGCGCCCCCGCCCCCAAAUCCGUCCUUUCUGCAUCCGCCGCCCCCUCCGACCCGCUCCCCUCCCCCGAUUGGCUCCCGCCCCCCACCCGUCUCCGCCGCAGCCCCCCCUCCCAUACCUGGUUCUGGGGGCGCCAGGAGCUGAAGGGUGGGGAUCAGAGCCUCGAGACCGCCUGGUCUCCGGCAGAUGACAGAUCCGAGGCCAGCGAUAUCGGCCGCCUCACGCCUCUCGGUCCCCGCCGCGUCCCCGCCCGCCCCGCCGCGGUGCCGCUCCGAGGAGGAUGCUCUGAGAGUCAGGGCGGCUGCUCCCGCCGCCGCAUCCCUGCAACACCGACUGACGGCAGCAUCAGCACCAGGGCCCGCCCCCCAGGCACGCGCAUUGGACCACGCAGCGCUGACGGACAAGCGGCGCGGCCAAUGCGAAGGUGCAGAAGCCGCCAGUCCCGCGGCUCCACUAGCCCACCUCCUCCCCCGCGCGGACCCAGGCGUCCCGGCCCCAGGGCAUCCGAGCCCUUCCCGGCCUCUCAGGACUUUUGCCUAGACGUCCAGCUUCAACGUCUUGGGAACCCAGGUGCCCUAGCCCCCUCUCCUCAUGGUUGGGUCCUUGGAUCCCACACCCACCCGCCCCUGCCGGCUGGUCCCGAAAACAGUGCCCAGGGCUGGGACAAACCAAAGGAGAAGACUGAACCCCGACUUGGGGCACCGAGAGAGCUGGACCUGAGCGGGGACCUGAGCCGCAGCGCCCUCUGCUGGCUGCGUCCGGAGGCUGGCCUGGGCUACCUGGAACCCCCGGCUGCUAGUGGCUUUUUCCAGGCGCUCGCAGAGACCCUACCCAUCACUAUCCCAGCAUCUUCUAGUCGGAAGCCUUCGGAACUGAACAGCUAG
Onychomys torridus (southern grasshopper mouse) is the source of this 1101-nucleotide messenger RNA. Its product is annotated as nascent polypeptide-associated complex subunit alpha, muscle-specific form-like. Lineage: Eukaryota; Metazoa; Chordata; Mammalia; Rodentia; Cricetidae. The record is from RefSeq and is a predicted model, not a curated record. The transcript has 3 exons. The coding region runs from base 1 to 1101 and encodes 366 amino acids.